Capsicum annuum is the source of this 1050-nucleotide messenger RNA. Its product is annotated as indole-3-acetic acid-amido synthetase GH3.5. The transcript has 5 exons. Gene Ontology annotation, cellular component: cytoplasm. The coding region runs from base 1 to 1050 and encodes 349 amino acids. NCBI's taxonomy places the organism in Eukaryota, Viridiplantae, Streptophyta, Magnoliopsida, Solanales, Solanaceae. Gene Ontology annotation, molecular function: indole-3-acetic acid amido synthetase activity. The record is from RefSeq and is a predicted model, not a curated record.
AUGGGUAUGAAACAUGACCUUAGUAGUCGAAUGGAGAGCAUGGAAAGAAUAAUAAACCGAGUGGAAGAAAAAAUGGAAGGGAUGGAAAGCUAUCUUUACAAGGAGUUGGAUAACUUGGUAGAGCAACCAAGCCUUCCUAAUCAAGUUCUCGUGAGUGGACAUGCCCCACAUGAGCUACAAGUGCACCUGUUGGAAACAGUGCAUCACUUCAUUGAAGAAUUGCAUCUGUUCAUUCGAAACAGGAACAGUAUAUCCAUCAGUGCAUGCAUCGGUUCAGUCGGAAAGAAACAUUCUGGAACAUCUGGAGGGGAGAGCAAGUUGAUACCAACAACAGAUGAAGUGCUUAGGAGGAGAUCACAGCUUGACAAGCUUCAAAAAUGUGUGAUGAGCCAAGCAGUUCCGGAUUAUGGAAAUGACAAAGCAAUGUAUUUCAUGUUCUUAAGGUCUGAAGAAAAGACCCCCGGAGGAUUAACAGCUCGCUCUCUUUCAACGAGUAUUUACAGGAGUCCUUAUUUCGACUUUAGCCGUCCUCAAAAUAACUACACUAGUCCACCUGCAACCUUUCUUUGUCCAGACUCUUACCAAAGCAUGUAUUCACAAAUGCUCUGUGGUCUCUGCCAGAACAGGCAAGUCCUCCGCGUUGGCUCCUUUUUCGCGACCAGCUUCAUCCGUGCCAUACUGUUCCUGGAGAAAUACUGGUCUCUGCUUUGUGAAGAUAUUCGGACAGGAACUGUUGAUGCUAGUGUAACUGAUCCGUCAGUGAGAGAGGCAGUGAUGAAAAUCCUUAAACCUGAUCCAAAUUUAGCUGAUUUUAUUGAGGCUGAAUGCACCAAAGAUUCAUGGAAAGGGAUCAUUACUAGAGUAUGGCCCAAUGCCAAGUAUGUGACUACUACUGUGACUGGAACCAUGUCACAAUAUGUACCUACUCUUGAUUAUUACAGCAGUAGCCUCCCACUCAUUUCGUCAAAUAAAGUUUCCAAAUCCGAAGCGAGUGAUGAUGACGACGACGGCAUGAGCCAUGAACACGUCCUGGUUUUCAUGAGAGAUUAG